Molecule: messenger RNA, 3029 nt
Organism: Physella acuta
Lineage: Eukaryota; Metazoa; Mollusca; Gastropoda; Physidae
Product: ankyrin repeat domain-containing protein 50-like
Molecular function (GO): protein binding
Source: RefSeq, a predicted model, not a curated record
GAACAGAACGAUUAGAAUCUGCGCUGUAGCUUAGAAGUCAAUUAUUUUCUCAAUUACCAUACACAACUAAAACGUCACCGUGGUGAUUACGUCACAAGGCCACUCCCCUCACCUGACCUACUGACCUACUCCACCUUCACCCACCUGCUCACCCAACCGUCAACCAGCCGCUCACCUGAGUGAGGUGGUUGAUGAUAUGAGUGCUGUUUUCGUGAAUUCGUUUUCAAGUUUUCACGUGAAUAAAGAGAUAUAUAAUUGGUCUGAACACGAAACGCAACUUUGAACACCAUCCGUGCGACAUUUAUUGAUGCAUCUGAAAAAGGAAACAACAUGCGUGUAACAUUCUGCAUUGCACAUAAAAGGCCAAUACGUUAAACAAAAUGGAAUUUAAUGCCUUAAUGACUGCGUCUCAAAAUGAAUACGACAAGGUGGUAGAUAUUCUUAUUAAAGCAGGAGCAGAUAUAAACUAUGUAAAACAAGAUGGAUAUGAAACAUUUAUGAUUACAUCUGAAUAUGAACACGAAAAGUUAGUAGCUCUUCUUAAUAAAGCAGGAGCAGAUAUACUUCAUGUCGAAAAUAAUAUACAGAAUGCCUUAAUUAUUGCAUCUCAAAAUGGAGACGACAAGCUGGUAAAUAUUCUUAUUAAAUCAGGAGCAGACAUAAACUUUGUAAAACAAGAUGGAUAUAAUGCCUUAAUGAUUGCAUCUUUAUAUGGACACGAUAAAGUGAUAGAUAUUCUUAUUGAAGCGGGAGCAGACAUAAAUCACGUGGAAGAUGAUGGAUUUAAUGCCUUAAUGAUUGCAUCUAGAAAUGGACACGACAAUGUUGUAGAUCAUCUUAUUAAAGCAGGAGCAGACAUACAUCAUGUAAACGAUAAACUAUGGAAUGCCUUAAUGUUUGCAUCUCACUAUGGAAACGACAAGGUGGUAGAAAUUCUUAUUAAAGCAGGAUCAGACAUACAUGAAUUACAACAAAAUAAAUAUAAUGCAUUAAUGAUUGCUUCCCAAAAUGGACACGACAAGGUGGUAGAUAUUCUUAUUAAAGCAGGAGCAGACAUCAAUCAUGUGGAAGAUGAUGGAUGGAAUGCCUUACUUGAAGCAUCUCAAAAUGGACACGACAAGGUGGUAGAAAUUCUUAUUAAAGCAGGAGCAGACAUAAACUAUGUAAAACAAAAUGAUUAUAAUGCCUUAAUGGUUGCAUCUCAAAAUGGACACGACAAGGUGGUAGAUUUUCUUAUUAAAGCAGGAGCAGACGUAAAUCAUGUGAAAGAUGACGGAUGGAAUGCCUUAAUGAUUGCAUCUUAUAAUGGACACGACAAGGUGGUAGAUAUUCUUAUAAAAGCAGGAACAGACAUAAAUCACGUGGAAUAUGUUGGAAAGAAUGCAUUAAUGAUUUCGUCUUUAAUUGGACACGACAAGGUAGUAGAUAUUCUUAUUAAAGCGAGAGCAGACAUACAUCACGUGGAAGAAAAUGGAUGGAAUGCCUUAAUGCUUGCAUCUCAAAAUGGACACGACAAGGUGGUAGAUAUUCUUAUUAAAGCAGGAGCAGACAUAAAUUUCGUGAAAGAAAAUGGAUGGAAUGCAUUACUGAUUGCAUCUCAAAAUGGACACGAAAAGGUGGUAGAUAUUCUUAUUAAAGCAGGAGCAGAUAUACACCAUGUAAAAGAAAAUGGAUGGAACGCCUUAAUGAUUGCAUCUCAAAGCGGACACGAAAAGGUGGUAGAUAUUUUAAUUAACGCAGGAGCAGACAUAAAUCACGUGGAAGAUGCUACAAGGAAUGCCUUAAUGAUUGCAUCUCUAAAUGGACACGACAAGGUGGUAGAUAUUCUUAUUAAAGCCGGAGCAGACAUAAAUCAUGUGGGGGAUAAUGGAUGGAAUGCAUUGCUGAUUGCAUUACAAGAAGAACACGACAAGGUGGUAGAUAUUCUAAUUAAAUGUGGAGCAGACAUAAAUCAUUUGAAAGAUAAUGGAUGGAAUGCCUUAAUGAUUGCAUCUCAAAAUGGACACGACAAGGUGGUAGAUAUUCUUAUUGAAGCAGGAGCAGACAUAAAUCAUUUGAAAGAUAAUGGAUGGAAUGCCUUAAUGAUUGCAUCUCAAAAUGGACACAACAAGGUGGUAGAUAUUCUAAUUAAAUGUGGAGCAGACAUACAUAUCGUGGAAGAAGAUGGAUAUAAUGCCUUAAUGAUUGCAUCUAAAAAAGGACACGAAAAGGUGGUAGAUAUUCUUAUUAAAGCAGGAGCAGACAUAAGCCAUGUAAAACAAAAUGGAAAUAAUGCCUUAUUGAUUGCAUCUAACCAUGGACACGACAAGGUGGUAGAUAGUCUUAUUAAUGAGGGAGCUGACAUAAUCUAUGUAAAUGAAAUCGCUCAAGACUCUUCAUUUUUAGGUGAUCGAAAAAAUGAUAAUAAAGAUUGCCUCAAUACGUUUAGCUUCAGAACGACUCUAUUGUUGGAAUUAAUUGAUGUGUGCUUUCUUGCAUUUGAAAAUAAACAGAAACAUGUUAUUGAUACGUUAUCUUCAAUGAACUUUAAAAUUAUCGGUAAAACGACAUCAACAACAAUGUUUCAUUUUUUAAUAUCUCUAUUUGAAAAAGCACUAAAACAAGAUUUACAAAACGUCACCAAAAACGAACUGAGAGACGCAACCGUCAGUGAACAAAACGACGCAGAAGUCCGCCACGUUAAAAGAUCCAUCGAUUGCUAUAUAAAGACUGUUCUUCUGUCUCACAACAAUCAGAGAACAAACUAUUAUGAAUUAAAGGAGUUUGUUUCUGAUGUUAUGUCAGAGUUUUUGAACAUGAGAGACUUUGACGCUUUACAUUUCUUCAUGUGUCAGAGGUGUUUGAGGACAAUUUACUCUAUUCUAAAUGCGGAAGAUAAUCUGAAGUUUUUCACACUACUCUUAGAUCUUAACUAUGCGGAUAUAACGUCGAGAUGUUUAAACUAUGAAAAUCUUCUUGAUACAAGGGCACCAGGUUUUAGCACGUCUUUAAUUCGUGAUAUGUUGAGUCUGUUGAUAAGCGGUAGUUAG